AUGGCAGUAUUUAAAACAGCAUACGACAAGAAAGAAAGAUUUAUCACAGAAUCAGGUUUACCGGACAAAGCAAUCUACGAAUAUAAGCAUACAAAAGACGGAAAAGUACUGGUACUAGCGCCGGAGCGAGAACCAGUAUAUGAGAAAAUUCAAGUAAGCCUUGAAAGCUGCAAAAUUACAAACAUCAUGGAACGAGCAAUCAACGGCGACACGAGAGGCCUGCGGCCUGAGGGAAAUUAUAUCGAUGUAACCGAAAUGCCAAAAAACCUGAUGGAGGCGCAGCAAGCCAUCUUAGAAGCUAGAAACUACUUUAUGACCUUAGACGAAGAAACACGAGCAAAGUUUAAUAACUCGGCCGAUGUAUUUAUUAAUGCCUACGGGUCGCAGCCUUGGGCAGAGACCUUAGGCUUCAUGAGCACAGAACCGGACGCAGCUGCGCCGGAAGAUCCUGCACAUAUAUAUGUGGACGAUACUAAUCGAACUGGAUCUAAUGGCAGUAAUUACAUCACAGAUGCAGAACUAGGCGGUGAGCUGCUGCCUGUAGCAAAAUUUCACGAUUAUUUCACCAGCGCGCUGCCUGAUACACAGUUCGGACCGGGCGUAACUAUACCUAUCGGUGGAACAGCACCAGUAUACACCGCAGAAAAUGAAAUCGACAUCAAACAGCUGUUGGAAGAUGGUAAACUGAGCGUCUUAAAAUGGCAGAGACGAAACGGCGGCGGAACAAGCACCACAGCAGCAAGCUCAGGCUACCGCGCUAUUAUGACAGAUUCACCUACGCCGAGCAGCACCGGACAUUAUACAACCUAUAUUAAUAACAACGCGACAAUCUCCAGCAGCAAUGCAGACUUUAUCAUUCCUAGUAACCUGUGGGCAGACUUGGGAGAAACCAACAGCAUUAAUAUUGCAGCGCUUCGCCGCGCAUUCAGUAUCCAGCAAUGGCAAGAAGCAUUGGCACGCGGAGGAAAUCGAUACCACGAAAUCAUCCGCAGUAUCUUUAAUACGAUUAGCCCGGACGCAAGACAACAGAUGCCAGAAUAUCUUGGCGGCUUCCGAAUGCCUAUCAAUGUAACCUCUGUACUGCAGACUAGCAGCACUGACGCAACAACGCCUCAGGGAAACGAAGCAGGAUACUCCAUUACAACAACUCAGCCGGCGGGAAACACCUGUUUACCUACAGUGCAACGGAACAUUGCCGCGUAUAUAUACUCGGAUGUGUAA
Molecule: messenger RNA, 1221 nt
Organism: Cylicocyclus nassatus
Lineage: Eukaryota; Metazoa; Nematoda; Chromadorea; Rhabditida; Strongylidae
Source: the annotation of a GenBank genome assembly